AUGAUUAGAAUUUAAACUCUUGCAAUUUGCAUUACUUCUAUCUUGGGAUCAUUCAUCCAAAAUUAAUAAGCAAUCAAUAACAUAGAAUGCACUUUAGUUGAAUACAGAAGACCAGACGUUUUUUAUUCUGUAGGCACAGGAUCUCUAAGCGUUGAACCUACAAUAGCAACAGUCAAUUUUGCAAUUGAGAUCUUAAAUGAACUUGCAGAAGUAGCUUUGAAUACUGCCAACUAAAUAUAGAGUAAAGCCUUUAAAUCAUUGCAAAAAGUGGAUACAACAAAUGCAGGAGUGAAGAUCUCCACUACAUAAUUUUAGAUGUUCCCUCAUACAGAAUAUGAUUAUACCUAUUUAAACCCUUAAAUCAAAUUCAAAGGUUAUAAAGUAAUCAUUAGCCAAAAAUUGGAAACCCCUAAUUUGAAGAUUAUUGGAUAAUUGAUCGACGCUGCUAUCAAUGCUGGAGUUACUACCAUAGAGAAUGUUUCCUUUGAUAUCAAAUAAGAAUAAAAGUCAGAGUUGAAAGAUUAAAUUCUUUAAUUAGCUAUACAAGAUGCAACAAAUAAAGCUGAAAUUGCAUUAAAAGGUUUAGAUAUGAAAAUACAUUCAAUCAAAAGUAUCACCGUUGAUUAGCCUUAAUAUAAACCAGUAUAUGAAUACGCUAACACAACAAUGAUCGAAUCUGCUGCUGCUCCAACUGAAAUCUAUGCUCAAGAAUAAAACUUAUCGCAUACAGUCACAAUAGGAUUUAUCAUAGUUCCUAUUGAUCAAUGA
This is a messenger RNA of Paramecium tetraurelia, 768 nucleotides long. RefSeq lists its product as uncharacterized. NCBI's taxonomy places the organism in Eukaryota, Ciliophora, Oligohymenophorea, Peniculida, Parameciidae. The record is from RefSeq and is a predicted model, not a curated record. Gene Ontology annotation, biological process: DNA damage response. Gene Ontology annotation, cellular component: external side of plasma membrane. The transcript is spliced from 4 exons.